GACUGGAAGAGAAAAUGAACCACGUGAGAAUCGAGCCUCUCUUCUGAGAUCAGUUAAAAACAACAGAGAUUAGAAGUUUUGCAGCUGCACCUAACAGGCAAAAGCUUCUCCUCCUUUACUAGUUGUUCAAAGCAAAGCUCACUUUACCACGAUGGCUGACCCUGCUCUCUCUUUUGUUAUUGAGAGAACUGGCGAUCUGCUGAUUCAAAAAAUUGUUUUCCUGAAAGGCGUUCGACGACAAGUUGAGAGACUUCGAAAUGAUCUGGCCCGGAUGCGGUGUUUCCUGAAAGAUGCAGAUCAAAGGCAAGAUGAAGAGGAGAGGAUUCGCCACUGGGUUUCUGAAAUCCGAGAUGCUGCCUACGAUGCGGAGGAUAUCAUUGAGAUAUUUGCCAGCAAAGUUGAGCUCUUCACAAAGGACGAGGGAUUGGUCACCAAAUUGACAUAUUAUCCCUUGAAAAUUGUGAACUUCUACAAGAUAGGUAAAGAGAUUGAGUCCUUACAGAUGAGGAUCAAUGACAUAGCCGACAGCCGUGAAAAAUACGGUAUCAAAAAUCUUGGAGAGGGAACGAGUACACAUGGAGAAGAGCUUCAACGGCUCCGACGGUCCUCUCCAGUUACUGAGGACAAGGAUAUAGUGGGCUUCGUGGAGAUUACAAAAUCGCUGGUGGCAGAACUUUUGAAAGAGGACGAAAACCGCCGUGUGGUUUCAAUCGUUGGCAUGGGAGGUGCUGGUAAGACAACUCUAGCCAAAAAAGUUUAUAACCAUGCUGAUGUCAGGGCAAGAUUCAACUGCCGUGCUUGGGUAUGUGUCUCUUCAAGCUAUGAUCACAAAAAGAUACUAAGAUCAAUCAUAAAGCAAUUAAAUCCAAACGAUGACAAGCUAUCUGAAAUGUUGGAAAAGAUGGAAGUGGAAGAGGAAGUGUUGGAAGAAAGGCUCUAUAAAGAUCUCCAAGACAAAUGUUGUCUUGUAGUACUUGAUGAUGUAUGGAAGGAAGCAGCGUGGGAUUGUCUAUCCAGGAGGGCAUUUCCUGAUGUUGGCACAUCAAGUAGAUUGCUGCUUACAAGUCGCAAUCGGGAAGUUGCCGUACACGCAGAUGCUCUUAGCAACCCGUGUGAGUUGAAAACUUUGGGACAGGAAGACAGCUGGCAGUUGUUUCUCAAAAAGGCCUUAGGUCAUGGGGCUAAUGCUGGGUGUCCUCCGGAUUUGGAAGGAGUAGGCAGAGAGAUUGCAAGGAGAUGUGCCGGUCUGCCACUAGCCAUCACGGUUAUAGGUGGUCUGCUACUGGGCAAGAAAAAGUUGAAGAGUGAAUGGGAGAAAGUUCUCGACAACUUUAGAGCAUACCUAUCAAGCAGCCAGAGUGAAGCAGGGGCAAUUCUGGAAUUAAGUUAUGCAGACCUUCCUCCCAAUCUGAAACUUUGCUUUUUGUAUUUGGGUUUGUUUCCUGAGGACUCCUUCAUUUCUGUGCGCAAGUUGAUCCAUAUGUGGGUUGCAGAGGGAAUAAUGCAGAAAAGAGAAGCAAAAAUUUUGGAGGAAACUGCAGCAUAUGAUGAUGUGAAGCGACUUUGUAGCAGAAAUAUGGUCCAAGUGGCGGAAAUGACUGUUGAUGAGAGGAUUAAAAGCUGUAGAGUCCAUGAUGCACUGCGAGAGCUUGCAAUCAGAAAGGCAGAGGAUGAAAUUUUUUUUCAGAUCCAUGACACCAGAGAUGAUGAAAUAUCAGCCAAAUCCAGGUACCUUGCUGCUCAUAUUCUCCCUCUGGAUAAAAAUUAUUUUGGGUCUUCGGCCCCUCCUCUCCGGUCUCUGCUUUUUUUCAAUAUCCACGGUUACAGGGAAAACAUUAGUCUUAGCUUCAAAAGUUUCAAAAAGCUUAGGAUAUUAGACCUUGAGAAUGCUGAGAUGGGUUAUGAUUUGCCAAAAGAAAUUGGUAAAGUCAGGCUUCUAAGGUACCUCGGUUUAAGACGCACAUCUAUUGGAAGGCUCCCUCAUUCCUUCGAUUGCUUGCGAAACCUACAAACUCUUGACAUACGGAACAUUAACCGAGUGAUAGUUUCAAAUUUCAUUUGGAAGCUUGAAAGUUUACGGCAUUUAUAUGCGUAUAAAAUGGAAUGUGAUGUGCCUCUUAAAAUUGAAGGAUUGAGGAAUCUCCAGACUCUGUCACGCAUACACUUUGAUGACAUUAUGCACAAUAACAUGAUAACUUUGACAAGUCUUCAGAAACUGGGGAUUUGGGUGGAUGACAGAUCAGACAUAAACAAACUCUGCAUGCAUUUAUCUGAGGUUGGAAGCCUAAAGGCGCUACGUCUUUAUUUUGAUGGAGGAAGCGAGUGGCCAUCUCUAGGUGGACUUUCUAAGCUCCAGCAUGUAACAGCGCUUAAGCUGUUCGGGCUGGGUUUGAGAUCGCUACCUCCUGAUUUCCCUUCAAAUCUCUCUUGCUUGUCUUUGAGUUUCACACGUCUCCAGGAUGACCCAAUGCCAGCACUAGAGAAGUUGGGACAGCUGUCGUUCCUCAAAAUGGAAUUUUCAUAUUGGGGACCACAGCUAGUCAUUUCUACGCAUGGGUUUCACCAAUUGAAAUUCCUUGAGCUCAACUUCCAACAUGGUUUGAAGGAAAUAGAGGUGGAGAAAGGUGCACUGCCACAGCUCCAGUGCCUGAGAAUCAGGAAGUGCCUCUCAUUAGAGAAGUUGCCGGAAGGGCUGAAGUACAUGUCUACUCUUGAUAAGCUUGAGCUUGUAGACAUGCCAGAAGAUUUGAUCAGUAGGCUUGAUGUGAGAGAAGUUGCCGGAAGAGCUGAAGUACAUAUCUACUCUUGAUAAGCUUGGGCUUGUAGACAUGCCAGAAGAUUUGAUCAGUAGGCUUGAUGCGGACAUGAUAUCCAGUGUUCCUAACCUCAGAAUAUUUUGACUCUGGGAUUUCGCAGAAGGAAGGAGGUUCAUAUUUGUAAUUCUCGCGCAGAAUGGAAGUUAUGUAGUGUAUUUCAAGAUUUAUCAAAAUACUAGAGAAUUGUUUCCCACACAAUGCGUGGCAGUAUUAGACCUGUUGAAAAGGCCAUUGAUUGUGUAGAGAAUAUUUUCUCCUGAAUGAUAAUAUUUUCUACUGAAUUAUAA
Messenger RNA from Coffea arabica (coffee), 3103 nucleotides. Its product is annotated as putative disease resistance RPP13-like protein 3. The record is from RefSeq and is a predicted model, not a curated record. Lineage: Eukaryota; Viridiplantae; Streptophyta; Magnoliopsida; Gentianales; Rubiaceae. Gene Ontology annotation, molecular function: ADP binding. Gene Ontology annotation, biological process: defense response to other organism.